GAAAAAGCACUUCUUUACUCCACUCCACUGCAAAUAGUGCUUGCUUUGGGACUAGUGCUAUGGUAGAUCCAGAGCUCAGUUGUCGGUGGCUCUAAACAAUCCACUCUCACCUCAAACUAAAACUGCAGCCCACAACAAACACUCCCACAUGGCCACUCUCUCUGCCUCACUACUUCCACUCUUGUUCAUUGCAAGAAUAUCAGGGCUUAUAGUUGCAAGUUUGGUCAUUUUAUGGGCUCUUGCUUUCCAGUCUAGUUUCCUUCCUCCUUCUUCUUCUCAGGAAGACCUCGUUUAUGCGGUUCUUCAUCCUUUGUUGAUGGUGAUCGGUUUCAUUAUCAUCAGUGGAGAAGCAAUUCUGGUGCACAGAUGGUUGCCUGGCUCUAGACAUUUUAAGAAAUCAGUACAUUUAUGUCUUCAAGGAGUGGCUUUAGCUUCUGGGAUCUUUGGAAUUUGGACAAAGUUCCAUGGCCAAGAUGGAGUUGUGGCUAAUUUCUACAGUCUUCAUUCUUGGAUGGGUUUAAUUUGUGUCAGCUUGUUUGGAGCUCAGUGGAUAGUGGGCUUCUUGAGCUUUUGGCAUCGAGGGGAGGUACGUGCAUCAAGAAUUAGUGUAUUGCCGUGGCAUAUUUUCCUUGGUCUCUACACAUAUGGGUUGGCUGUAGCGACUGCAGAAACAGGUCUUUUAGAGAAACUGACAUUUUUACAAAGCAGAAGAAGUGUAUCUAAACGAUGUCUAGAAUCCAUGGUUGUUAAUAGUUUAGGACUGGGGUUAGCCUUGCUUAGUGGUAUUAUAAUAUUCACGGCUAUUUCGCCCAAGUACCAUGUUCACCAAACUAAACUCAAGUACUCAAAUUCCGGGGCUUCUCUUCUUGAUGAAAGAAGAGAAAAUGAUAGAUCGAGAUAAUUAUAAGAUUCAAUUGUAGAAGUAUGUUUUAUGUGCUAAAGUUGUUCAUUUGUUUUUUGACAGUAAA
Molecule: messenger RNA, 968 nt
Organism: Pistacia vera
Lineage: Eukaryota; Viridiplantae; Streptophyta; Magnoliopsida; Sapindales; Anacardiaceae
Product: probable transmembrane ascorbate ferrireductase 4
Exons: 4
Coding region: 149-901 (250 amino acids)
Molecular function (GO): oxidoreductase activity
Source: RefSeq, a predicted model, not a curated record